UCCGUUUCACAAGUUCAAGAACAACCUGGUCUUCAGUCUACUGGCACACUUCAAAGAAAUUAUUUCGUGCAGCACCCGACCAAAGUGCACCAGUGACCACAGUGCCAGUUAGUGAAAAAAUAAAGUAGAAAAAAGGUGGUUCAAAUAUGGAUUGGCAAUUUUGAGUGAAACGCACCGAAAAUUAUUGUUUGCUAGAUUUGCAAUUUUUCGAGUCUCAUAAGUGCCAGAGUCAGGACAGGAUGGCCAUUAGCAAAAAUACGGUUUUUGCGAUUAUAACAGUAUUAAUCUCUUCUGUGACCACAGCCUUAGGAAAAAUCCCCACUCAGUGCCAGGGAAGCGGUGGGCUUAAGUACCUUUGGGGCGAUGCCUUGACGGAUUCGCCCAAUUGUUUGGGCCCCAACGACACCCCCUAUCCAACAUCGGCCAUCGAGCGGUCGUUUAGGAGCUCAAAUGCGUGGCCUGGGAGCUCGAGACAGGGCAGGGCCCGAAAAACGAUCGACCCGUUUAUCACCCAGAAAGCCCUACUUGCCGCUCAUGAAUACAGUUUCGAUUCAGCAUCGAUUUCUAGGACAGCGAGGGCGGCCAACGUGUCCCCCGCGAGCACCUGCACGGGGACGCCGUCCCGCUUGUGCAAGACGCGCUACAACACCACAGCCCCCAUGUACGGGGUGUCCCUGACCUCGGGCCAGCCCGUCACGAUCGUGCAAAAGUUCCCCGAUUUGCUGCAACAAGUCGUCUUCGAGGUUUGCGAGAGUUCGGAAUGUGACGUCGUUCGAGGCGAAUGCACCCAAACCUACGUCCCUUACCUGUUCCUGGUUAUCCCGCUAGGGCCGGUCACUCUGACGGGACAAGAUUAUGUGUUAGUUGAAAGUGGGUGCGUGUGUAGACCGAAAUACGCCUCUCAGAAUAACCAAGAGGCGAGUGCGAUGGCUUCAAUACCGAGAUUGUAACGAGGGGUGGAUAAGUGCUAUUACAAACAAAAUUAUUCAUGUGCUCAUACUUGAUUUUUACUUGUGUAAGAUAUUUAAGUAAUUAAUUUAUGUUUUUAUAAAUAUUUAUAACUAUUAAUAAAAGAUAUAUUUUUA
Molecule: messenger RNA, 1085 nt
Organism: Tribolium castaneum (red flour beetle)
Lineage: Eukaryota; Metazoa; Arthropoda; Insecta; Coleoptera; Tenebrionidae
Exons: 5
Coding region: 240-950 (236 amino acids)
Source: RefSeq, a predicted model, not a curated record